This is a messenger RNA of Scheffersomyces amazonensis, 973 nucleotides long. RefSeq names its product telomerase inhibitor. Gene Ontology annotation, molecular function: nucleic acid binding. Lineage: Eukaryota; Fungi; Ascomycota; Pichiomycetes; Serinales; Debaryomycetaceae. The coding region runs from base 65 to 919 and encodes 284 amino acids. The record is from RefSeq and is a predicted model, not a curated record. The transcript has a single exon. Gene Ontology annotation, cellular component: nucleolus.
UACAACUAACUAAUCAGCCCUUUAUAAACUAGUAAUAGUAGACUGUAUAUAGAACCAAGUUGAGAUGGGAUUAGCAGGUACUAAGAUCAAGCAACGGUUUGGGAAUGAUCCUCGAAAUACCAAAUGGUCCAAUGAUACCUCCCGAUUUGGCCAUCUGUAUCUUGAAAAGUUAGGAUGGAAGCCUGGUAAGGGUUUAGGAUUAGUUGAACAUGCAACUACUACUCAUAUUAAAGUAUCAUUAAAAGAUGAUAAUGUAGGGCUUGGAGCUAAAUUAGCCAAGAAACAGAAAAAAGAUGAUCUUGAAGAAGGAGAUAGUGUGGGGCUCGAUGUUUUCCAAAGAAUAUUAGGGAGAUUAAAUGGGAAGGAAGAUAAGAUUAAUACUGAAUUAGAAAGACAAAGAAAGGAAAAGAUAAUAGGUAAAUUAGGUAUACAUUUUAUAAAGGGUGAAGUUUUACAAAGUACAUGGGAUGUAGAGGCCAAGACAACCGUUUCACAAUCUAGUGAAAAGGAAAAGACCAGUAAGAAAUCUAAGAAGAGAAAGCUAGAAGAUGACAAUAGUGAGGAAGAAACAAAGAGUUCUAAGAAAUCUAAGAAGGACAAGAAGGAGAAGAAAGUAAAGAAAGAAAAGAAAGAGAAAAAGGACAAGAAAGAAAGUAAAGAAAAGAAAGACAAAAAGAAUAAGAAAGAGAAGAAAGAAAAGAAAGACAAGAAAGAUAAGAAAGAUAAGAAAGACAAGACAGACAAGAUAGAAUUGUCUGAAUCUACCAGCAUUAGUAGAGAUUCAAGCAUAGAGCCAGUUUCUGGCGGCCAUAAGCCAAUAUCCACUAGACUAUCGGUCAGAGCAAAGUGGAUCAGACAGAAGAGAGCAUCGGUCAUGGAUGAAAAGGCACUUAACGAAAUUUUUAUGGUCACUAAUUAAUAGAGUUGCAUUAGAAAGAUUCAGUAAUAAAUAUAAUUUUUGAAUGUAUUCAUU